Hordeum vulgare subsp. vulgare (domesticated barley) is the source of this 2921-nucleotide messenger RNA. RefSeq names its product putative receptor protein kinase ZmPK1. Gene Ontology annotation, biological process: protein phosphorylation; recognition of pollen. The record is from RefSeq and is a predicted model, not a curated record. NCBI's taxonomy places the organism in Eukaryota, Viridiplantae, Streptophyta, Magnoliopsida, Poales, Poaceae. Gene Ontology annotation, molecular function: ATP binding; protein serine/threonine kinase activity. Bases 248 to 2752 code for a protein of 834 amino acids. The transcript has a single exon.
AUUGUUAUUUCGGUUGUCACUAUUCUGCAAUUCAUUUGUAUGAACAAGGGUUAUGUGAACAAGUGUAUUUUAUUAGGUGCAACAUGGACUUAUAAGUCCCUGUAAACAAACAGGUAGAGAUUCGGGACUUAUAAAUCCCUGUAAACAAACAUGUAUGGACUUAUGACUUAUAAGUUGGGACUUUAAAAAAUCCUAGGACUUAUGAAACAAACAGGCCUAAGUAGUACAGCGUAUAAAUUCUAAUAGCAUGCUUGAUUGCUUCCCUUGUCGAUCAACUAGAAGAUCUCUCACAUUCAUGAUGGCGAGAUUCGCCAGUCUAGCCUUCCUUUCCCUGAUCUCUCAUCUACUGCUGCGCUCCUGUGCAUCCGCUGCAGCACCGUCGGCACACACGCUGGGCACCGGGUCAUCCCUGUCGGUGGAAGACCACGAGCGGCCGUUCCUGGUGUCACCGGACGCCACCUUCUCCUGCGGCUUCCUCCAGGCCGGCGACAACGCCUUCUACUUCUCCGUCUGGUUCACCGCCGCCAAGAACCGGACCGCCGUCUGGACGGCCAACCCUGGCACCCCGGUGAACGGCCGGCUUUCCAGUAUAUCCUUCAGCCCCGAAGGCCGACUGGCCCUCGCCGACGCCAACGGGACAAGUGUGUGGAACAGCAAGACUGGCGGCAACAAGCACCUCACCGUCUCCCUCCGCGACACCGGAAAUCUUCUCAUCGCCGACCCGUCCACCGGCCGCGCCGUCUGGGAGAGCUUUGACUGGCCGACGGACACUCUGCUCCCGUCGCAGACGCUGUCCAAGGACAAGAAGCUCGUCGCCGGCUACUACGCCCUCUACUACGACAACGACAACGUGCUGCGGCUCCUGUACGACGGCCCGGAGAUCGCCAGCAUCUACUGGCCGAACCCGGACCAUAACGUGUUCGACAACGGCCGGACAAACUACAACAGCUCUCGGGCCGGCGUCCUCGACGACACCGGCGUGUUCCUCUCCAGCGACAACCUGCGAGUCGAGGCCUCUGACCUGGGCGCCGCCGGCGUCAAGAGACGGUUAACUAUCGAGCAAGACGGAAACGUGAGGAUCUACAGCCUGAACGCGGCCGGGGGCUGGACGGUCACGUGGACGGCGGUAAAGCAGCCGUGCUCCGUGCACGGGCUGUGCGGCAAGAACGCCCUCUGCGAGUACCAACCGUCCCUCCGAUGCUCGUGCGCGCCGGGGUACGAGAUGGCCAACCGCCGCGACUGGAGAAAUGGCUGCAAGCCGGCGUUCAGCCUCCCCGCCGGCACCACAAACUGCAGCGAAGCUGCGGCGUCGGAGCGGUACACGUUCGUCCAGGUGGCAGCGACCGACUUCUAUGGCUACGACCUCGGCUUCAACCAGUCCGUCACCUUCGAAUACUGCAAGAGCAUGUGCUUGAAGAUGUGCUCCUGCGCCGCCUUCGCCUACAGGUUGGAUGGCCGGGGCAAUUGCUUCCCGAAAGGCGUCCUGUUCAACGGUUACACGUCGCCGGCGUUCCCCGGAAGCAUAUAUCUCAAGGUGCGCAGCGAUCUCAACCUCAACGCCUCGGCGCCGCGGCUGUCGGUACACGCCACGGGCCUCGCCUGCAAUCGUAACGGUUCUCGUACCGCCAUCAUCCCGCGAUACGCGGACACGUACGGGACACCUAGCGGCGGCACAAAAUGGUCCUACCUUUUUGGGUUCGCCGCGGUGCUUGGAUUUCUCGAGCUCCUCUUCGUCGCCACGGCGUGGUGGUUCCUGUCCAGCCAGGAGAGCAUACCCAGCCCGAUGCAGGCAGGCUACAGGCUGGUCAUGGCGACCCAAUUCAGGAGGUUCACGUACCGGGAGCUCAAGAACGCCACUGGGAACUUCAACGAGGAGCUCGGCCGCGGAGGCUCCGGCGUGGUGUACCGUGGCGUGCUUGAUAAGACCACCGUGGUGGCCGUCAAGAGGCUGACAAAUGUGGUGCAGGGCGAGGAGGAGUUCUGGGCGGAGAUGACGGUGUUCGGGAGGAUCAACCACAUAAACCUGGUGAGAAUCUGGGGGUUCUGCUCCGAGGGACAGCACAAGCUCCUGGUCUACGAGUACGUGGAGAAUGAGUCGCUGGACAGGCACCUGUUUGGCAAGGACAUGGGCAAGUCACUCGCGUGGAGCGAGCGGUUUAAGAUCGCGCUGGGCGUGGCCAGGGGCCUAGCUUACCUUCACCAUGAGUGCCUCGAGUGGGUCAUCCACUGUGACGUCAAGCCGGAGAAUAUCCUGCUCACGCGUGACCUCGACGCAAAGAUCGCCGACUUUGGGCUGGCCAAGCUGUCCGGGAGAAACGCUGCCGGCAAUGGCGACAACGUCGGCACCGGCGUGCAGCUCUCCCACAUGAGGGGGACGGCGGGGUACAUGGCACCGGAAUGGGCGUUGGGCCUGCCGGUAGACGCCAAGGUCGACGUGUACAGUUACGGCAUAGUGCUUCUAGAGAUUGUGAUUGGGAGCAGGAUUUCUGACCAGACGACCACGGAUGGCGGGGAGCGACUGGAGAUGUGGCAGAUCGCGCAGGCGCUGAAGCAGGUGGUGGCGAGUGGAGACAUCAUGUCAUUAGUGGAUAGCAGGCUGAACGGGCAGUUCAACCCUCGGCAGGCCAUGGAAAUGGUGAAGAUCUCCUUGUCGUGCAUGGAGGAGAGGAACAACAGGCCGACCAUGGAUGACAUCUCCAAAGCUCUUACAGCGUGCGAUGACGAGGACGAGCACCCUGCGUACUUGUCGUGACUGCGGUUUCAUGCUUGAUUGUCGAUUCCCACGGCUCUAUUGUUGUCGUGAUGUUCUCGCUAUAUUGUUGUACCGUGUAAACUAAAGAGUCAACUACACGGUAGUGCUAAAACUUGGUGCAAACUGUCAUUCUAGUGCUAGAACUUGCGACAUACAUUAGAGUAUCUUC